This is a messenger RNA of Phytomonas sp. Hart1, 2244 nucleotides long. The record is from the annotation of a GenBank genome assembly. Lineage: Eukaryota; Euglenozoa; Kinetoplastea; Trypanosomatida; Trypanosomatidae.
AUGUAUGAUGAUUUCUUAGUUCAAUGCUCAGCUGUGGUUGACCCUUUUGCAGUACCAAAUGAGGAUGAGGCAGAACGAAUCAAGCGACAGCAAUGGGUUGAGAAUGUCGAAAAGGAAAUGAAUCUGCAUCGGAGCCCAUUUAUUGCGGCUGAGACUGUCUGGAAAGAAACUGAGGCAUUCGCAAAGCAUAUGAAUCAUCCCGACAAGCUCUAUAUUCAUGUAGCUCUUCCUGUAUUGCGACAAUGCGUACCGGCACUGAAUACCACAUUUCGUGACGUCGUGUCCGCUGCUAUUCACGAGCUCAUUCCUGUUGUUUUCUUCACACGCAGUUCUAUUAUCAAUGACCAACAGAGUAUUGGUGCUGGCGAUGUAUACAACAACACACUUACACGCAUCAGCUACGCCGAAUGCUUCUGGAACUUGUAUAAGGUAUACCAAAAUUGUGAGAUGAAACUGUCAGUUUUUGAAAAGAAAAAGGCUCUAGAAAAUUCUGUUAUGGGACGUUUAGUGCGUUCUUUAGACAGACUUUUUGUAAAAAUGUGUUUUCUUUCUUGGCGAACCUACUGUCGUACACUCCGAGAAAAGACCGUUUUUUUUCAGAAACUGGCUCUACGAGGAAUGACAUGCUAUACAGUGCCACGUUUCAUUGUAGCCUGGCGACGAUACGCUCAUACACUAAUGCUGAAGGCAAAACUUGCCCGAUUAAGCGACUACGCUUGUCGACUAGAACUCUUGUAUCCCCAAGAGCGUUCUGUGAAGAACCUCCACGAGCGCAUGAAUGAGGAGUUGCGUGAGAAAAUGCGCUUACUAAAAGCAGAAAGACUAUGUGAGAAGCAAACUAAAGAGCGUUGGUGUGCUCUCCAAGACCUUUAUAAUGAGACCCAAAAAUCUCUUCAAGAACAUUGGUUAGAGUGGCGCCGGUGUGUAAAAGCGAUGUUUGGAGACUCUCAUCCGCAUGAUUUCAGUAUUGAGGAGAACUUUACCCCAAAGAGGGUUGAUUACGAUUCAAAUAUUACAGAUUCAGCUUCCGUGUUUAUCAAGCGAGCCCGAUUUCACACAGGGAAGAUAGAGACUAAGCAAAUUCAACAAUGCUUAUACGCACAAAAUGCCUCACAUUUGUACUCAAAGCAGAAAAUGCGCUUAAUUGGAAAUGCUUUAAAAACUUCUGAAAAAGAAGAUCCUGAUAUUUCUGAUGAUUCAACGCUUAAUAGUUUUUCAUUCGCCUCGAGGGAUAAGCAUAAGGAAUUAAUAACCCUUCUGAGUAUGACAUGCAAUUCUGUGAUUUCCCCGCUCCAUCUCUGCGAUAUCAUGCUCAAUAACCAAAAUGCGUUAGCAAUUGUGCUUAACUUCAUCGUUUGUAUGUAUGGUGGAGGUCACUGCUCAUUGUUUAAGCCUUCCCUUCGUUUGUGUGCCGAUAUUUUGAAAAAAAAAGAUCCAAACGUGAGAUCGCCUUUAAAGAAUACUGAUGACGAGACGUCUGUCAGUGAGAUGCCGUCCAAUUUUAAUGUGGUAUCGAUGUUGUCAGAUGUUUCCCAGGGAAUGGAGCGUCUGGAGUCCUGUUCAGCAAAGAGCGAGCGCUACCUCAUGUCAAUUCGGUCCUUAACGGAUGCAUCAGAGACAAGAAAUAUUCAGGAUUAUAUCGAAGCAUUGUUUCAGCAUUUAGGGAAUAUGGGACUCCCUCUCGAUCGAACAAAAAUUGAAUGCGUCACUGUUGAGUUCGUUAAGCCUGCGGAUGGUCCGAUAGUGCACGCGCUUUACCCUUCAACUGGAAUUUCAACAUCGUCAGAGUUGAUCAACUACCUUACUAGCUUGGCAGAAUUUACUGGUUGGCCAUUAUUGCGUAUUGCUGAACGCCUUGAACUAGAGUACCCUUACGAUUCUAAGGACGAACUAAAUUCUAGUUUUAACGAGAGAAAUAUUACUCAGUGCCUGCAAGAGAACAGCAGCAGGCUUUCCAUCAUGUUCGAAUUACUAAAAGAGGACCAAUCUCUAAAAGUAUUAUCGAAGGAAAAGACAAAGAACAUGUUCAUGGACGCACUACAUAUGUCUUCUAUGCACGCGGACAGUGUCUGGGAAGAUAUCGAUCCAAAGAACAAACACGUUACAAAGCAGGAACUUUCUGAAUUGCUAUAUAUUGCCGCUCACUACUUGGAUCCGUCACCUUUUUCAGAUCCGGUUGUAAAGCUUCAAAAUGUAUUGGAUAGCUGCAAUGCUUACAUAGAAGAGCUCAGUAUUUCUAGUUGA